Mollisia scopiformis is the source of this 2405-nucleotide messenger RNA. RefSeq names its product clock-controlled protein-like protein 8. The record is from RefSeq and is a predicted model, not a curated record. The coding region runs from base 364 to 2031 and encodes 555 amino acids. Gene Ontology annotation, cellular component: nucleus; endoplasmic reticulum. Gene Ontology annotation, biological process: endoplasmic reticulum unfolded protein response; phospholipid biosynthetic process; regulation of transcription by RNA polymerase II. The transcript has 2 exons. NCBI's taxonomy places the organism in Eukaryota, Fungi, Ascomycota, Leotiomycetes, Helotiales, Mollisiaceae. Gene Ontology annotation, molecular function: transcription corepressor activity.
CCUCUCUCUUCCUUCUGCUGCUGAAAACAUGUGAGAAUGCGACGACGUCAACGAUACUGCAAGGGGAGACGGUGACAGCUGGAAGAAAAAAGAGAUCUUUCCUUCUAUUAUUUUAUUUAGACUUGUUCAGACAUUCUUCACUCCAACAAAAUUUCGAAAUUCAGACGCGGGGAGUCGCAUUGAAAGCUACGGGUUGACCGCCAGACAACAACACAUCCUAGGACGAACCACUCUUGCCCCGAACAACUUCCCCAAAUGCUAUUCGAUCAGACCACAAAUUUUAUGUCAUUGUCAACUCAAUUAUAAUAACCUUUCCUCCAAUUUCUGUGUCGAUUCCUCUACUGGUCGGCGUUUGCGACAACCAUGGAGCAGGAUCACAUGCUCCGAGAAGAGCCUCCCUCCUACACACAAUCUCACGACCCUCAGUCUCUAAAUUUUCCUUCUGUACCCACCGCAGAUCCACCACCUGUUCAUCAUGCACGUACUUUGCCGCCGUUACCGCCUGCUCCAGCAGAACCACGAUACCGACAAGAAGAGCAUCCGUUUGUCUGGCCGUCCUCGAAUCCCCUAACUGCAUACUACCAACCUGGUCCCUCUGCUCUGUCGCCCAAGACUGGGUCGUCGCAUGGUAUGGACUCGCCCAAGACCAUGGAUAUGGAUACGCCAGAUAGUCGGGGAAGGCGUGGUGGGAGUGUUUUAUCCAUUGACGAUCCUGACGUGCGGCUUGCAGCUGAAGCGCUGGGGGAUCUCCGUGCUGAUUUUAUCCAAUCUCCUCCUCAGCGUCAUCAACCUUUACCUGCUUCUUCUCCGAAUUACCAGUCUGGAAAUAAUCAGCAACCUGAACCCUUACUGUCCCUUCUCACGACUUCACAUCCUCUGAUAGGUACUGCGAUUGGUGGUUCUCUGUCAGCAUAUUCGGCGUCGAAGAACUUCAGUCCACGAUUUAAGUCUGGUGCGGAAUAUGUCGAGAGAAGGUUCACACCCGUGGUGAACACCGUCGGGUCUGUUGGGCGCAUGACUGGUGUGGAAGGAGGAGUACGCUGGUUCUUAGGAGGACGAAGACCGAGUCACCACCAGCCAUCAGAUUUGGAGAAUAACGAAGGUUCAAACAAGAGGCGCAAAGUCGAUAACGAUGAUACGGACACGGAUCGCAAUGUCUCCCAUGACCCAUACCCUGUCCAUCGACAGGAAUUGCAACAUCGGCAGCGAAGACCAAGUCAAGCGUCGACUGUGGAAAGUCUUCCAGCAUAUGAUGAGCACCGAAGUCCGAAUUACGAAGCGACGCAGCAGGCGUUGAUACCAACUCAGACUCAAGAAGAACCUACAAGCCCUGGUAGCUCAUGGCAAUCGCGCCUUGUACUAUCAACCAGUGGCCUAAGUGUUGCGAUGAGUGAAGAGUCGCUUCGAAGUUUAAAGUACUGUUUGAGCUGGUUACGUUGGGCCAAUGAACAUAUUGGAAAAGUGAUCCUUGCCCUUAAAAGUGUGCUAGAGCAAUAUGAUCGAGACGGUAGAGUCGAAGGCACGAUCGAAGGAUCAGGAAAAGAAGGCCAACUGGUACUAAGAAGCGAAGCCGACAGAUCGGCGCUCAAUGCAAAGAUCACAGAUCUGAAGAAAGAUGUCUUGAAGACUUUGAAGGAAGUCGUAGACAUCGUAUCAAAAUAUGCGGGUGGCGCAUUACCUGAGAAUGCGCGUAUAUUGGUGCGUCGACACUUGACGAGUCUUCCUCAACGGUUCAGACUUGCGAGUUCGAGAAAUGGAGAUGCGUCGAAGAAUGGUGAAACGGAUGUGACGGAAGGUGCUAACAGGGUCCUUGUUCUUGCAAAAGAGGGUUUGGACAUGAUGGCUCAGGUCUCGGGUGUUUUGGAUGGAACGAUCGUUAGUGCGGAAGAAUGGUGUGAGAGAUUAGGACGAUCGAAGAGAGGAGAACCGGAAGGGGAAAGUAAUGAUGAGACGCCGAUGGAGAAGCCUCCGUUGGAACUACCGCCCAUGAACGGGUACGCGAAUGGGAAUCCUGAUGUCAAGAUGACUUGAUGGAUUGUUACCUUGUAUGAGAGCGUUUCUUUUGUAGUAUCUAUCGGGGAAAACGGUGCAGGCUUGCGAAAGCUGGAGUACGGGCUGGGAAGGAUAUCAUGAGUCUGUCUUUGUUCUAUACCACGUCCUAUUUUUGCGCGGGAGUCGAGGCUUUGAAAACUUCAAAAUUAUUGUUACAACGAUAUACAUUUUCGACUAGCAUAUUUACUAUGCCCAGGCUCUUUCAUAUGACCUAAAGAAUUCAUCUAUAUCUAUACUGUCAACCACUAGCUCGUUCUUGCUGAUUGGCAACAAUUCAAAUGUUGAUAGUGCUAUAUACUUCAGUAAAUCUUCUCGUCGAUCUGAAAGACAUAAGGGCAAGCAAGCGUUUCAUC